Molecule: messenger RNA, 3955 nt
Organism: Cyclopterus lumpus (lumpfish)
Lineage: Eukaryota; Metazoa; Chordata; Actinopteri; Perciformes; Cyclopteridae
Product: NACHT, LRR and PYD domains-containing protein 14-like
Exons: 9
Coding region: 888-3791 (967 amino acids)
Molecular function (GO): protein binding
Source: RefSeq, a predicted model, not a curated record
GAUAAUAACAAUAAAGUGCAAACUGUGAAAAAACUAAACAAAACAAGUUCAAAUAUGUGUUGUAAAUAUCUUGUCUGCCAGCUGAGGAAGGUGCUGCUCUCUGCCUUGAACAUGAAGAUUUAAUUCAUUCAGCUUUCCAAAUAUGUCACUGAGACGGGGCGACUUCCUCAGAAAUUAUUCAUCAGCAAACUUGCCUGCAAAUUAAUAAUUAUAAUUGAAUAAAUAAAUGAGAAACUGAGUCCACCUCCUCUUUGCAGAAUAAUAUGUGUAUGGAUAAUAUGUGUACAAUUUCAAUUGUAUUGUACUGUAAUGACGAUUUUCCCGCAUGCGGUAUUCACCAAGUUUCCUCUAAAAGAACUCCCGUGGCUCAUCUCCGUGAGUGGGGUGUAAUGUCUCCGUGUUGGGCUUCAUACUGUCCGCUGCCAGAGUUUCAGACAUACAACACAGACUGGUCUCGAUGCAGAUGAGGAGAGACCUGCCAAAUGUCUCUUCAUUGUGCUAAGCUACUAAGCUACACGUGAGUCUUAUGCUGCGUUCGCACCAAGGCAGCGUUAAAGGAUCGCGCAUGCGCACGCGUAACCUGUUAACGCCGUAACCGUAACGUAAACAUGUACACGUAGUUUUGUAAUAUGUGAAGUUGUCCGCACUGCCCCCCCUCGAAGCCCCACAGUUUGAGAACCAACUGUGAACGAACUAAACCAACAGCAGGGAGGACCUGUGACCUGAGGCAGACACCCAGGAGACAUCUCCUAUGAUUGGGCUUCUACUCUUUCUGCUUUGUUUUUACCACAAAGAAAAGAUUUAAACAAGUAAACUGUUCUCUUGUGCCACACAUCGGAAACCCCGUUAAUGUAACGCCUGAUGACCGGUGGUACUAAAGGAUCCAUAUGUCUCCAGGAACCACUUCCUCUGUGAUGGAUCUCCAAAGCUGUCUGAAAACCACCCUGAAGAACAAAUAUCAGAAACUAAAUGAAGAAUCCUCAGAAAAGUUGUUACUUCCUUCGAGACUUUGCUAUCGACGGCUCAAGCACGACUACCCGCUGUCUAAUUUGCACCAGCACGAGUUUAGAUAUGUUGACAAUUCUGACCUUCACACUUGGGUUGUUUUUGAAACCGUCCCGCUUGCCGAUAUUUUAUCGUGCGAGUGCAAACAUAACGGCAGCCGAAAAACGGUCAUCACCUUAGGAGUGUGCGGAGUUGGCAAAACCACAGCGGUGCAGAGUUGUGCUCUGGCGUGGGCCGAGGGGAAAGGGCACCGCGACAUCAAGCUCCUGUUUCCUCUCACGUUCUGGGAGCUGUAUUUGCUAAGAAGUGAAUUGAGCCUUAUUGAACUCCUCCACACGUUUUACCCUGACUUGAAGGACCUCGACUUCUCCUGCCUGAAUGAAAACAACGUGUGGUUUGUCCUCGACGGACUGGACGAGUAUCAUCGCCCGCUAAACUUCAGCUGUCCAACUGUGAGUGAUGCUUCUGAGGUAUCCACGGUGGAUAACAUAGUGACCAGUCUGAUCAGGGGGAACUUACUUCCCAGUGCUCAUAUAUGGAUAACGACCCGAUUUGCAGCGGCGACACAAAUCCCCAGUUGCCAUUUGCUUAAAGAGACUGCGGUUCAAGGGUUCAGUCAUGAACAGAAGGAGCAGCUCUUCAGGACGGUGAUCGGUAACGAGGACCUGGCCAACAAAGCCUUCAACCACGUGAAGAUAUCAAGGAGUCUGGACUUUCUCUGUCAGAUACCUCCGAUCUGCACCAUCAUGGUAAACGUGCUGAAGGAUCAUCUAAAACCAGACGCUGGGUUUAAAAUCAACCCCCUGAAUUUAACCCAGAUUUACACAAAUCUGGUCAAAGCAUCCAACCCGGACAUUGUUGCCAAGCUGAAAAAGCUGGCACUGCGUCGAAUGGGAAAGGCUCAUGUGAUGUACGAGUCAGAUUUCCCAGAGAGCGACCUCAGCGUUGAGGAAGCGUCCACUUUCUCCAAGGAGUGUCCUCUGGUGUUGAGAGAAGAGACGGGGCUCCAUAACACCACGGUGUUUCGCUUCGGCCACUCGAGCAUUGAGGAGUUCUUGGCUGCGUCUGCUAAAUUGGACGAUUUUGAAACGGGUCCCGUCUACUCUAACCGUUGUCGGUUUCUGGUGGACCAGGUGCUGCAGAAUGCCGAGGGAAAGAAGGACGUCUUCCUGCGCUUCAUCUUUGGCCUCCUUAAGGAACGGGGCAUGCUGGAGCCCACUGAUCCGCUGUUUGAGCAAACCAAGAAGAAGGUCCUGGAGAACAUUCUGUCCUACAGCGCCGUGGCCUUGUUCCACUGUCUGAGGGAGUACGACAACCAGGCUUUACUGGGAGAGGUCAAGUUCUUCCUGAACUACGGCUUCUCUCCGUUCCGUGAGUUCUCGCCAACACAUUGGAAUUAUAUGAUGCAAAGGACCAGCAAUUUUGAAGGGAUGAGGGAGAGUUUUGAGAUGCAGUUGUCCACGAGAUGUGAUGACAGCCUCCUCAAGCAGCUGCCAGCUAUUUUGAAAUCCAAGAAAGCCAUGCUGCGAUUCUCCAACCUGACCGAUAAGUGUUGUCCAGCCUUAGCAGCAAUCCUGAGCACAAGAGAGUCCUACCUGAGGGAGCUGGACCUCGGAUACAACAGCAUCAGUGACGAUGGAGUCGAGGAACUUGUGGAGGGGCUGAGCGACCAAAACUGCCGGCUGAAGACGGUAAGGUUGCCAGGCUGUGGAAUGACCUCGCAUGCCUGUAAAUUCCUGGCCAAGGCCCUGAGACGGUCCCUGAAACUCCAAGAGUUGGAUCUCAGCAUGAACGAAAUAGGAGAUGACGGAAUGAAACAUCUCGCAGAUGGUUUGAGAUCUCCUGAAUGCAAGAUAGCAACACUGAGAUUAUCACAGUGCAACAUUGAGCAAAAGGGCUGCUAUCAUCUGGCCUCGGCUCUGCAGAUGAACUCCAGCAGCCUGAAAGUGUUGGAUCUGAGCAUCAACACGGUCGGAGACAAAGGCGCCAAUGAGCUCUUUAAGAAAUGUGAUAUAUCGCAGCUUACGAAGCUGGAGAUGUACCACUGUGGCCUCACCGUGUUAAGCUGCGGAAGUAUCGGCGAAGCUCUGAAGUUCGAAAACAGCAACCUGGUCGAGCUCAAUUUGAGCAACAACAACUUGAAAGAUGCAGGUUUUGAGCUCAUCUGCCAGGGCAUGUACGCGUGGUGUAGUCUGGAAAAACUCAACGUGUCCAGAUGUGGAAUCACUGGUCAGGGUUGCAAUUAUCUGGCGACUGUGCUGUGCUCAGUCUCCCAGCUCUACAGCGGGUUGAUGAAGAAGACCGACUGGCAAGCAGUGGAGCUGGAAGACCUGGACCUCAGCAUGAACUGCCUCAGAGACAACGGAGUCAAAGAGAUCUCAUCUGGCCUGAAGAAUCCACUGAGUCAUCUGAAAACUCUCAACCUGAGCGACUGCAGCCUGACCGAUGACUGUUGUCCAGAGCUCGCCUCAGGACUCGCUUCAAAGGAGAGCGUGAUCAGUGAGCUGGACCUGUCGGGCAAUAAGCUUCAAGAUAAGGGAGUGAAGAAACUCUGCGUGGGACUCAAAAGCCCUCAAUGUAAACUUGAGAAGUUGUCGCUGAGGACCUGUGGCCUGAGCUCGAGGAGCGUUCCCUUCCUGACCGCCGCCCUGAAGUCAAACCCCAAACAUCUGGCGGAGCUGCAUCUGAUGGGCAACAACCUGGAAGACUCGGGAGUCCGAGUGCUUCUGGAACUAACAAGGAACCAGAAAUACUGCCUACAUACAAUAGACGUCUUGGCAGACUGAGGAGAGAACAAGACACGCGGUCACGCUUCCUCAAACCUUCUCAAAGUAUUUCAAGUGCUUCAUCUUCUCUGUUUAAAAGAGAUUUUCCAAGAAGACGUUAUACACCCAACAUGUGUUUCAAAGCAAAAAUCUGUUCGCAAUUAAAACAUUUUUUGUAAAUUUUA